Molecule: messenger RNA, 1218 nt
Organism: Anarrhichthys ocellatus (wolf-eel)
Lineage: Eukaryota; Metazoa; Chordata; Actinopteri; Perciformes; Anarhichadidae
Product: transmembrane protein 230-like
Exons: 4
Coding region: 117-482 (121 amino acids)
Biological process (GO): synaptic vesicle transport
Cellular component (GO): synaptic vesicle; endomembrane system
Source: RefSeq, a predicted model, not a curated record
GGAAGUUGACGCAGAUUUCCAUCAAUGGAAACAAAGUAGAUGUGGCACCGCAGAGGAGCAGUCCACGACAGAUAGCGACACCGACGGUGUCAAUUAAACCUCGAGUGAAGCUCUGAAUGAAGGAGCCCAGAGGGAAUAUGUUGGGUGUUGGAAUAUCUAACAACAAGGUCAAGUAUUCACGGCUGGCUGCUGAUGACGACGGUUACAUAGACUUACAGUUCAAGAAAAGCCCGCCGAAGGUCCCGUACAAGGCGAUCGCUCUGGCGAUAUUCCUGUUUCUGAUUGGCUCCCUGCUGAUAAUCUUCGGGGCCCUUCUUCUGUCAGGAAUCAUAAAGGUCGAGCACCCGGACCGCACCAUUCCUGUCAUCAUCAUAGGACUGCUCGUUUUCCUUCCUGGGUUUUACCAUUUGAGAAUCGCCUACUACGCCGCAAAGGGUUACCGGGGUUACUCCUACGACGACAUCCCAGAUUUCGGCGACUGAGCCGAGCGGCAGCUGCUGAUUGGUAGAGAGGCCCCCUCCAUUACUUUGUACACCUUGAGACCGUUGCCUGCUGUUUUACAUUGAGUUUCUGGAUGAAUGUAGCAAAUGUGGCAAAACUUCACAUCCCUGUUCUGCCGUGGAGACUUUCAAAGUGUUUGCCGAUUUGUAUUAUUAUUCUUUGUUGUUUAUUUGAUGCUCCCUGUUGUAUUAUCCUCCACACAAAACAGCUGGGUGAACCUUAGAGGCUUUAUUAUACUCAACUUAACAGUGAACCAAACGCUUAAUGAGCAGAGAACCUGUCGCUCGCAGCAGCCUCAUUCAUGAAAAAAACGCAAAUGAAACCUCGGCUGAGCGGGGAGACAUUUGUGGAGACCACACAGAGGCCUUUGACUUACUACUGCUAGAGAGUCCACGAGCUGGACGGCCGAGACGUGUUGUGUUCUUUGCACAGUUCAUUCACUGUGUAUCUUAAACAAAUAUUUAUUUGUGGCCGUAGUCCAUAUGAUUUUAUGCAAAGCUGGCCGGGAGACUGUAUUUCUCCCGAAAGAUUAUAUUUGCAGUACUAUCCAAAGAUUGUAUACUUUUGUCUAUUUUUGACUGGAAUGUAUUACUUUCCGUAUGAAGUAUUGCUGUUUGUGCAUAUUCAUUUGGUUUUGAAAUAUCACAGAAAGAUGUAUUUUUUACAUGCAUAUUUGCUUGAUGAAGAAUAAAAUAUGAAUAAAAGUAGAAAUCUGAA